AUGGCCAAGGCAAAUCUGAAAUUGGUCUUGGGCUUCAUCCUCAUCGCGGUGGCCAGUUGCACGAAUAGGACCACCACCACGAAUAGGCCACGCCCCCCCUGCGUCCGCCCGCCCACGUGUUCGCUGCGCAGUCCGCGGGUCUGCGGUCGGUUCCCCAACGGCGAGUGCCAGCGCUUCGCGAACAUCUGCUCCCUGCUGGCCGCGGAUCGCCUGGUGAGCCCGGUCACCCACACCCCGGAGCUGGACUGUCGCGGGAUCCGCGGGGUGGGCAGCGCUCUCCGGCGACCGUGCUACCACCCCUGUCCAUCCCGCCCGGUGGUCUGCAGGAAGACGCCGCCGCGGGCGGAGAUAUGCGUCCGCUCCCGCAACCUGCAGAGCUGCAAGGUGCUGGCCAACAACUGCCAGCUGCUCAACCAGAACUGCCACUCCCGCCCCAGAAACAACUGGCACCGCACCGAUAGACGCCGCUGUGGAAGACGACAGGUGGGCGAUAAGCCAGACGUCUGCGAGAAGCUGCCCCCUCCCAACACUCCAGCAACAACAGGCAGGCCCACUAUAUAA
Drosophila ficusphila is the source of this 561-nucleotide messenger RNA. RefSeq lists its product as uncharacterized. Lineage: Eukaryota; Metazoa; Arthropoda; Insecta; Diptera; Drosophilidae. The transcript is spliced from 3 exons. Bases 1 to 561 code for a protein of 186 amino acids. The record is from RefSeq and is a predicted model, not a curated record.